AUGGAUCCAUAUAAGUUUAAUAGCUGGAUAAGAAUUUUAAUAUCAUUAUGUUCCCUAGGUGCAUAUAUAUUAAUUUCAUUGAUGCUACCGUUAUAUGUGAUGGAAUCCGAUUUUGAGAGUAUGUAUGGAAUAUAUUUUGUCUCUCCAUAUAAUAACGGGAAAUAUAUAACAUGGAAUAAAUUCGAGAGCCAAAUAUGUUCCAGUAAAGGGGUAUACUCUAUUGCACAAAAGGCAAGACACUUUCAAGAAAAUACAGUAGGAAUGUUAUGUGACUCCAUUUCCUUUUUGAAGAAUUAUUUAUUAAUAGCUUUCAUAAUAACUAUUAUAAAUAUGUUCUUAGUUAAGGGAGUAUUGAUAUAUACUCAUUUUAAAGAACAUCCAGAAACCUUUGCACUAAAAUAUGUCAAAUAUUGCGGAAAGUUGAUUAUCUUUAUAAUGUGUCUAACAAUUAUUAACUUUAUGUUAUUUACUUCCCCCUUUUUCUUUUUCAAUAAUCACAACGAGCUUGGAAGAACCAAAUUUGCAUAUCCAGGAUAUUACAUUUUGAUGGCUGAUUUCUUUUCACAUUUUAUUAUAAUUUUUUUUAUAAAACGGGAUAAAAUAAUUUUAAAAUCUGUGUGUGAAUUGGAGGUGCUACCUUGGGAAAGAAAACAGAAAGCCAGAUUUCAUAACAUCGAGUUUAAUGAUACAUUAAUAAGUCCUGCCGAAAUAACAAACUAUCUUCGCAAUAUGUUCCAUGAAGAUAACAUAAAUGAAGACCAACUUAAAAAUCUAUUUGGAACAAAUAAUUAUGAAGAUAUUUAUUAUAUGAUAAUGAAUAAUGUAAAGAUGAAUAAUUAG
Messenger RNA from Plasmodium vinckei vinckei, 840 nucleotides. Its product is annotated as conserved Plasmodium protein, unknown function. The coding region runs from base 1 to 840 and encodes 279 amino acids. The transcript is spliced from 7 exons. Lineage: Eukaryota; Apicomplexa; Aconoidasida; Haemosporida; Plasmodiidae. The record is from RefSeq and is a predicted model, not a curated record.